This is a messenger RNA of Ophidiomyces ophidiicola, 1560 nucleotides long. RefSeq names its product Rab proteins geranylgeranyltransferase component A (gene MRS6). The transcript is spliced from 4 exons. Gene Ontology annotation, cellular component: cytosol; Rab-protein geranylgeranyltransferase complex; cytoplasm. Bases 1 to 1560 code for a protein of 519 amino acids. The record is from RefSeq and is a predicted model, not a curated record. Gene Ontology annotation, molecular function: GDP-dissociation inhibitor activity. NCBI's taxonomy places the organism in Eukaryota, Fungi, Ascomycota, Eurotiomycetes, Onygenales, Onygenaceae. Gene Ontology annotation, biological process: vesicle-mediated transport; small GTPase-mediated signal transduction; protein geranylgeranylation.
AUGCUUGAAAUGAACACCUUGAAUGAUACUACAUGGGACGUCUUGAUUUCAGGAACAGGCCUUCCCCAGUCUCUACUUGCACUGGCACUAUCUCGGUCAGGCAAAAGGGUUCUCCACACUGACAAAAAUGAUCAUUAUGGUGGCCCUGAUGCUGCCCUAAGCUUGCAAGAAGCCGAAGACUGGGCGAAGAAGGUAAAUGAAGAGUCUACUUUCGGCCCGUUUGAGUGUGCUUCAGUAUGGCGCUUACCUACCUUGGAAACAAAAGAUAAAACAUCAUUAUCUUUUUCAAGGGCGUACACUCUGUCAUUGUCGCCUCAAAUCAUAUACACACGUUCUAAGCUACUUUCUAGUUUAGUUUCCUCUCGGAUUUACCGUCAACUGGAGUUCCAAGCAGUUGGCAGUUGGUGGGUAUCUCGACAUGGAGGCCAUGACGGUGCACAGAGCCAAACAGAACCUCAAUCUAGAAAAUUGCAGCGUGUUCCUGGCAGCCGCGAGGACGUCUUUGCCGAUGAUACAUUAACUAUGAAAUCAAAACGUUCCCUUAUGAAACUUUUGAGAUAUUUAAGUUCUUCUGACGAAGGCGAUAGUGUUCCUUCUGAAGAAUCAAGCCUAAGCCUUCCAGAUUUCCUUCACUCCAUGUUUCAGAUUCCAUCGGAUCUGUAUGACCCCCUCUCUUCGCUCUGUUUAUCCCUUCUUUCCUUAUCCCAAACCUCUGCUGGAUCUGCUAUCCCCAAAAUUAAAAGACACUUACAGUCAAUCGGGGUUUUCGGACCGGGAUUUUCUUCUGUCCUCCCUAAAUGGGGUGGCUGCUCUGAGAUUGCGCAGGUCGCAUGUCGAGCAUGUGCGGUUGGCGGAGGGAUAUACGCUUUAAAUAAAAAGCUUGAAAGGGUACAACCUGUGGACGGCAGCCAUGGGUUGCUCGAUGCUUAUUUUGCCGAUGGAGAAAGAGUAUCGACCAACUAUCUUGUUGGGUCCGAAUGGGAUCUUCCGGCGGGUGCUCAACGGACGCGAUUAUUGACUCUGCAAAAGGUAUCUCGUUGCAUCCUAAUUGUGUCUUCACCCCUGGAUACAGUGUUUCCGUCUACGUCCGAAAAUGGACCGGCUUCUGCGGCGACUGUUGUCAUCGCUCCUGGAACAAUGGAUGAGCCUCCAGUAUAUCUAACCUUACAUUCCAGCGACACCGGUGAAUGCCCCCUAGGCCAAUGUAUAAUAUACGGCGCCGUUUUACAGGCGCCUGAAAAGGGCCCGCCCCGUAUUGAUUCUGCAGUGAAAACCCUACUUGACUCCAUGGAUCCUACAGCUCGAGUCCUUUGGAAGUUACAGUAUACGCAACUUGGCUGCUUAGAUACCAGCAAUAGCCGGCAAGAUGUUUUGAGAGGAGCUUUCGAUCAGAUACUAUUGUUUUCGCCACCUUAUCUGGAUCUGGAAUUUAAUGACUGUAUGAUUGAUGAAGUGCGACAUGUCUGGAAAGAAAUUAUGGGCGAGGAUGUAGAAGAAAGCAAAUUCCUCCUAUUCGAGGAUAGAGAAGAUACUAGUGAAGAGCCUCCAGAUAUUCAAUAA